Trichomycterus rosablanca is the source of this 4845-nucleotide messenger RNA. RefSeq names its product NACHT, LRR and PYD domains-containing protein 12-like. The coding region runs from base 214 to 3111 and encodes 965 amino acids. Gene Ontology annotation, biological process: intracellular signal transduction. The record is from RefSeq and is a predicted model, not a curated record. Lineage: Eukaryota; Metazoa; Chordata; Actinopteri; Siluriformes; Trichomycteridae. The transcript is spliced from 10 exons. Gene Ontology annotation, molecular function: protein binding.
UCAAAGAAAUCAGAAAGAAGCAUCAGAAAUGAGUUGGACUCCAUAUUUGAGGAGCUGGAGCAGAAGGUCUUCACUCUGUUGAAGAAUGAGCUGCAUAAAUAUAAGAAAAUACUGAGUCCAGAUUACCCAGAAUGCUCUGAGGUGAAGGAUGAGGAGGAUCAAUGUAGUUUCAGAGAGGAGGUGCUGAAGAUCACACUACAUGUCCUCAAGAAGAUGAACCAGACAGAUUUAGCCAACAAACUGCAGACCAAGCUGGUCUCUGUUUAUCAGAAGAACCUCAAAACCAAACUGAUAGAGAAAUAUAGAGAAAUUAAUGAAGGAAUCUCACAGCCUGGAUCAUCAGUUCUCCUUGAUCAGAUCUACACUGAGCUCUACAUCACACAGGGUUCGAGUGGAGACGUCAAUAAUGAACAUGAAGUGAGACAGAUUGAAACGACAUCCAGGAGACCAACAACACAGGAGAAACCCAUCAAAUGUAAGGACCUCUUUAAAGACAUGUCCAUCAGAACUGUGCUGACUAAAGGAGUUGCUGGAAUUGGAAAAACAGUCUCUGUGCAGAAGUUCAUUCUGGACUGGGCUGAAGGAAAAGCCAAUCAGGACGUUCUCUUCAUGUUCCCACUUCCCUUUAGAGAGCUGAAUCUGAUGAAGGAGAAACAUCUCAGUCUGAUGGAGCUUCUUCAUUAUUUUUUCCCAGAAUUUAAUAGAAUAAAACCAAUAAACUGCAACACCUACAAGAUCAUUUUCAUCUUUGAUGGUCUGGAUGAGUGUCGACUUCCUCUAAACUUCCAGAACAAUGAUGAUAUGUGGGAUGUAACAGAAUCAGCCUCAGUGGAUGUGCUGCUGACAAACCUCAUCAAGGGGAACCUGCUUCCCUCUGCUCUCCUCUGGAUCACCUCUCGACCAGCUGCAGCCAAUCAGAUCCCUCCUGAGUGUGUAGCCCAGGUAACAGAGGUACGAGGGUUCAGUAAUCCUCAGAAAGAGGAGUACUUUAGGAAGAGGUUCAGUGAUGAGAACCUGGCCAGUAAAAUCAUCAAACACAUGAAGUCAUCAAGAAGCCUCUACAUCAUGUGUCACAUUCCAGUUUUCUGCUGGAUUUCAGCCUCUGUUCUAGAGAGAAUGCUGGGUGAAGCAGAGGGUGGAGAGAUCCCCAAAACUCUGACUCAAAUGUUCAUUCACUUCCUGAUCUUUCAGAUCAAACACAAGGAACAAAAGUAUCAUGGGAAAUGUGAUCCUGACCCUCAUCAGACCAGAGAGACGAUACUGGCACUGGGAAAACUGGCUUUCCAACAGCUGGGAAAAGGAAACCUGAUCUUCUAUGAAGAAGACUUGAGAGAGUGUGGUAUUGAUGUCAGAGAAGUGUCAGUGUACUCAGGAGUGUGCACCCAGAUCUUCAGAGAGGAGUUUGGGUUACACCUGGGGAAGGUCUUCAGCUUUGUUCAUCUGAGCGUCCAGGAGUUUCUGGCUGCUUUAUUUGCAUUUAUCUGCUUCAUCAGCAAAAAGCCAACAGAACAACAAACCAAUGAUCUGUCUGAUCUGUUCACCAAGUCCAUGUCUGAUUUCCUCAGGAGUGCAGUGGACAAGGCCUUGCAGAGUGAGAAUGGACACCUGGACCUUUUCCUUCGCUUCCUUCUGGGUCUCUCACUGGAGUCCAAUCAGACUCUCUUACGAGACCUACUGACACAGACAGGAAGUAGCUCUCACAGUAAAGAGGAAACUGUGGAGUACAUCAAGGAGAAGAUCAGGAAGGAUCCCUCACCAGAGAAAUCCAUCAAUCUGUUCCACUGUCUGAAUGAACUGAAUGAUCAUUCUCUCGUGCAGGAGGUCCAGACUUACCAGACCAAAAUAGAAUCUUAUAUUAGUUAUGUAUGUUAUGAUACAACAGCUUAUUCUAAACGCUUUGGUUCUGGUUGUCUCAGAGGAACCAGUCUCUCUCCUGCUCAGUGGUCAGCACUGGUGUUUGUGUUGCUGAACUCAGUAGAAGAUCUGGAGGAGUUUAAUUUAAGUAAAUAUUAUGGAUCAGAUGAAUGUCUCCUGAAGCUUCUGCCAGUGGUGAAAGAAUCCAGAAGAGCGGAGUUGGAUAAUUGUUAUCUAACAGGUGAAAGUUGUGAAGUUCUGUCCUCAGUUCUCAGUUCAAACUCCUCCAAUCUGAGAGUUCUGAACCUGAGUCUCAAUAACCUGAAGGAUUCAGGAGUGAAGCUGCUCUCUGAGGGACUGAUGAAUCCAAACUGUAAACUGGAGACACUUUGGUUGGCUCGUUGUUCUCUAACAGGUGAAAGUUGUGCAGCUCUGUCCUCAGUUCUCAGUUCAAACUCCUCCAAUCUGAGAGAGCUGAACCUGUUGCACAAUAACCUGCAGGAUUCAGGAGUGAAGCUGCUCUGUGCUGCACUGAAGAAUCCAAACUGUACACUGGAGAAAUUGACGUUGGCUGAUUGUGAUCUAACAGGUGAAAGUUGUGCAGCUCUGUCCUCAGUUCUCAGUUCAAACUCCAACAAUCUGAGAGAUCUGAACCUGAGUGAGAAUAACCUGCAGGAUUCAGGAGUGAAGCUGCUCUCUGAGGGACUGAAGAAUCCACACUGUACACUGGAGAUACUGGAGUUGGCUUGUUGUUAUCUAACAGAUGAACAUCAUGAAGUUCUGUCCUCACUUCUCAUUUCCAAUCUGAAACAUCUGAACCUGAGUUACAAUAAGCUGCAGGAUUCAGGAGUGAAGCUGCUCUGUGUUGCACUGAAGAAUCCACACUGUAAACUGGAGAUACUGGAGUUGAUAAGCUGUAAUCUAACAGGUGAAAGUUGUGCAGCUCUGUCCUCAGUUCUCAGUUCAAACUCCUCCAAUCUGAGAGAUCUGAACCUGAGUGAGAAUAACCUGCAGGAUUCAGGAGUGAAGCUGCUCUCUGAGGGACUGAGUAAUACAAACUGUAAACUGGAGAUACUGACGUUGAUGGAGUGCAGUAUUACAGAACAAAGUUUUGAACAUCUGGCUCCAGCUCUGAGAUCAUUAGCCCUUAAAGAACUGAAUCUGAGGCACAAUAAUCUAGGAGAAUCAGGAAUUCAACGUUUCCUUGAGCUGGGCAGAGAUCCACUCUGUAAAACUAAGUUUCUACGUUUAUGGUGACACAGCACCUAGACCUGUGUGUGGUCAGCACCUCAUGUUCAGAUGGAAUGAUCCUUAAUUUGACCUGCUUUAUUAGCCAGCUAAAGCUUCACCAUGAGCAGAGAUAAGAAGUGGUGCAUCACCAUCAUCUUCUAGUGACAGUUCAACCAACGGUGGAACCCCAGUAUAAUGAUGCACACAUGAAUUAGCCUGGACAUGAUGAGUCCCAAUUGGAUGUUUGGCAAGAUCUCUACAACCAAUCCAGCCAAUCUCUGUCAGUUACAGUAAUCACACUGAUCUUCUGCUGGCUGCUCUGUGUGGGAACAGGAAACCACCCUUUAAUACAUAUUAAGAUAAAAGCUGGUGUAAAAAACACCUUAGUUUGGAAGAAAAUUACUUUUGGCAAGAUUUAUUAUAAAUGUAGUUAAUGUAAAUGAUGAUGAUGUAAAUUAUGUUACUGGAUGCUGUACACUCAGAUUUAUUGUAUCUGUUUAAGUGUAGAAACGAUCUUUCUAAUAUUUUUACUUUAUUAUACAAACUGUAUGUUCUUCCUCAAAUCCUGUCAUAACCCUACCUUUAAUCUUGUAAUGUGGUGCCAUCACACACCCAUAGUAACAUAAUUUGCAGUAAUUAAUGUGGUUUAGUAGCUCCUUGUCUGUUCUGGCCAUCUCACACAAAUGCUCAGUGGUCAUCAUCUUCCUCUGUGAUAUUUUUAGCACGUUUCUGAUGUGAAUGUGUUCCUCAGUGUUCAGACUUCAAAUCUAUACGUGAUUAUUGGCCAGACAAAGGCUCCCUCAGAAAACCAAACCAAAUUAUUUUCAACUUUAACUCUAACCAAAACUGCCUAGAUUCACAUAUUUUGGUAAAGAUGGAGUUAAUGAAAUACCAGCAUUAUCUAAUCCUUGUUUGUUAAAUGUAUUUCUAAAGCUACAAAAACUUUCUGAAAGAGUGACUUAAACCCCUGUGUCUACAAGAAAUGAACAUUUCUGGUUAUAAAGGGUAUAUUAUAUAAUUAAUAGCUGAUAAUCAAAUACGGGGCACCACUGGCAUUUUUUAAGGAUAAAUUACCAGAAAAACUGAAUUCAUAACAGAUCAGUCACUUUCUGUUGGAGUAAAGUUUGUUAGUGGAGUAUUUCUCUAGUGUAAAUCUGUAGGUAAAACUAUUACUGGGAAAUAAUAUAUGAUGAUCUGUAGUGGAGUGAAUGGUGGGUAGAACCAGGAGGUUUAGAGCCUGAUUUAAGUUUAUGCUAAAAAAAAAACAAGCAUGUGUGGUGUGUUUCGGUCGGCCAAGAACUCAAGGACUGUUGCUUCUGGGGGUGUUUAAUCAAACUGAAGAUCUCUCCUUUUCUUUCUCCGAGGAUGUACAGAUUAGGAGCACAAAGGUCAGCACACACAGUGCAAUUCGGUGAAGAUUUGGAUUACCUACACACAGCCGAAUAGGAACUUCACCUUGUAACACGUAACGAUUUAUAAGUGUUAGACCUGUUUAAUCUACAUGUAAGUAUUUAGAUUUUGUUCUUUUAUAAUGUUAGUGAUAUUAAGAGUUAAACGUUCACUUCCUCUGGGAGCCAAAUUAGAAUGUUUUUGCAUCACCUACUGACCACAUGUGGUUAAUUGCAUGGUGGGAGAAAACUUUUUUAUCACUUGAUCUUACGGAAAGUUCAACUUCCAUUGGCUAUAACUCCUGCAUUUACUUAUUAACUGUUAUUGUGUGUUAUUUUGUUAGUUCAAUAAACAUCAUACCAGUUCAGAAUU